Molecule: messenger RNA, 2238 nt
Organism: Anopheles funestus (African malaria mosquito)
Lineage: Eukaryota; Metazoa; Arthropoda; Insecta; Diptera; Culicidae
Product: pancreatic triacylglycerol lipase-like
Exons: 5
Coding region: 499-2124 (541 amino acids)
Biological process (GO): lipid metabolic process
Molecular function (GO): triacylglycerol lipase activity
Source: RefSeq, a predicted model, not a curated record
GCAUACAGUUUCAUGAGUGUUUACGUGUGCAUGCAAGCAAGUUCGUUUUCAAUCCCGUCUUGUCUCUCUCUCACACUCUAUCUCUGUUUCCAGGACUCGAGCUCCACCGUCGUUUGUUCGCUGAAUCAAUCCUUAUCAGUAAUUCUUUGUCUCCGAGACGUUCAACUGAUGCGGAAUCGUCCAUAUGUUUUACCAGCGUGAAUCUCUCAGAUUUAAUUUCUUCGGAAUCGGAACAGCUCAAUAGGAGGGUUUUGUUUUUUUUUGCUGAGACUAAACUUAUUGUGGAGGCAAUGUACAUUUGCCGGUGUGGCAACCGCCCUUCGCCUUUAGUCGGGCGGAAGCCAUUCAUGAGCACGGUAUACUAGCAUCGUACAAUUGGUGUGUGGAGUGUUCGAAAAAUUUUAUACUAAACAGCGAUCAACCAAAGCAAGAAGAGACGGGUUAUUGUUCUUCAACCCCGAUGACAGUGUGUUGAAGCACUAUACAGCACAAUCAACCAUGGAGCUGAGUAAUACUACCGGGAUUCUGCUGCAAACGAUACUGUUUAUGGCGAACCAUGAGUAUAACAACUCGCUGAUAAACCUGAUCCACAAUAAAACGCUUAGCGCGGAUAGUAAUUUGACAACCGGUGAAUUCUCGCUGGCUGAGGAUGUGCGCUGUUACGGUGUGUAUGGUUGCUUCCCGAUCACCUAUCCAUGGAUCGACGAGAAGCGUCCGGUCGCUUACCAUCCACAGUCACCUUCAACGGUUGACGUACGAUAUCCUGUGUUUGUCAAGUCGAACACCGAUCAUCCGAAGUUUAUUGAUAUCAACAAUCCGGCAAGUGUGCGUCAUCUCGGCAUCAAUCCAAAGGGACGCAUCUACUUCAUUACCCACGGCUAUAUUGAAGCCGGUGAUCGACCCUGGAUUCAGCAGAUGGUGAAUGCACUGAUCGAUAAUGAUCCGGACCAUACGGCAAGCUGCGUUGUGAUCGAUUGGCGGAAGGCAUCGAAUCCUCCUUAUACGCAAACCUGCGCCAACAUUCGGCUGAUCGGUGCAAUAACUGCACAUGUGAUCUACUUGCUUUAUGAGGAGCUAAACUUGAAGAACUUGGACAAGGUGCAUCUGCUAGGACAUUCGCUUGGUUCCCAUUUGUGCGGUUACGCCGGGUACCAUCUGCAGAAGGAUUUCGGUCUAAAGCUGGGCCGUAUUACCGGGCUUGAUCCGGCCGAACCACUGUUCUCCGAUACGGAUCCGCUAGUGCGGCUGGACCGUAGCGAUGCAAAGUUUGUGGACAUUAUCCAUUCCGAUGGUUCCGAGUGGGUUAGCAAGGGAGGUCUCGGGAUGUAUCAACCGAUCGGGCACGUAGACUUCUAUCCGAACGGUGGCUACAAUCAGCCGGGAUGUAGCGAUCCGAUGAACAAGUUCAUCCGCAAGCAUGAUGAGUCCUUUUUCUGGGGCUUCCAGGAAUUCUUCGGCUGUAACCAUCUGCGGUGUCAUCAGUUUCUCACGGACAGCAUACUCCACAGCUGUCCGUUCAUUGGUAUCGGGUGUGAAUCGUACGCACAGUUUCUGCGGGGGGAAUGUUUCGAGUGCGAUCGGGACGGUCACUACUGCGUGGAAUUUGGUCUGAAGGCACAGGAAAGCUACAACAGGCUGAUUGAGAAUGGUAUCAUCACGAAUCCGAAUGCGCCGCUGAGCGUUUACAUGAUCACCGGUGCAGAUCCUCCAUAUUGCCGGUCUCACUUCCGCCUUACGAUGAGUGUUUCCGACGAGGAGGAAAGCCUUAUACACGGUGGCGAAAUAGGCAAGAUGUCGAUCGAGCUACACGGUGAGGGUGGCGUACGGUCCGGCAAGAUGGACUUCUCCAAGGAUCCGGUAUACUUCGAGCCGGGCGGUAAUUAUUCGGCCAUCCUUGCCGGGACGCACGUUGGCAAACCGCUCAAGGUGUUGCUCACCUGGGAAUAUCGCACCAAUCCGUUAAAUCCACUAACGUGGCGUUUGCUGGUAGUGCCGCGCGUCUACGUACAGCGUAUCCGUGUACAGCUGAUGGAAAUGCGCUCCAGCAUAGAGGUAUGUCCGCUCAACAGUGCACCGGUGCGUGCUGAUCAGGAGAACGAAUUUAAAAGUGAAUAUUGUACGUAACAAAACUGUUAUUUCAAACAAAGCUUAAGUCAUUUAAUUUAACAAGGCUUAAGUAAUUUAAUUUAAGUAAACUUUUUUUUAUUGUUUUAUGUUUUACUAAAAUAAAAAGAAAGG